UUAGUGUCAUACUUUAAUUACAUGCCUAAGAAUAUGAAGAGCCCGAUGACGAGUGCUGUCUUCCUUGCCACUACUUUAGCCUUUGUUGGACUUGUAGCCAUUAAUGGCUCUCGAGCAAGGAUUUUACCAGAUAGCCUUGGACUCGAAGUAGCAACACUAGCUAAUUAUGGAGGAACUUAUAGCCCACCACCUCCAUCUCCGAUCCCUUCACCAGGAACCACGGAAUUAACGGGCAAUUACGAGAAGUAUCCAUCUCCGCCACCAGAGUCUCCGAAAGCUGAUCCAUCAAUCGGUCAAGUGACGCCUAGUUAUGGACGGACCACGCCAUCACCGCCUCCACCCCCGAAACCUGCAUCACCAAAAGCCCAGCUUGAGAUUGGGUCUCCAUGCACUGAUGGGUGCAUUUCUAUGAUAACAAAUCUUGAAAGACCAGUACCAAGUUCACCUCCAUCUCCAAAGCCAGCAUCUCCUACAAGUCAGAUAACCUUUGAUCUUGAACCGAAAGUGCAUGCAGGACCACCACCAGGGCAAAAUGUAUUUUCAACUUGAGUUGGCUAGUAAUUUCCCCUAUGGGGUCAUCUAAUUACUUUAAUGGAUAGUUAACUAGGAGAGAAGAGAUUAAUUAGCAAAUAAGCAUGCUCUCGAGCUAUGGCAGUGACCAUUUCCCAUCUCUCUAGAGCAAGGUUCCGUUGGGUGAUGUUCUUGCUAGUUUGGCAAAUCUUAGUUCUCUCCAUGAUUAGCUUGGUGUUUUUAGUGAGAGCUAGCUCUAAGCGAGGUUAACAGAAAGCAGUACUUAGCUGAGUGCUUUUAGCUGGAAAAUCUUAUGCAUACAAAUAAUGGCAGCGAAUCAUGAAAUUAUAUAUA
Molecule: messenger RNA, 864 nt
Organism: Populus euphratica (Euphrates poplar)
Lineage: Eukaryota; Viridiplantae; Streptophyta; Magnoliopsida; Malpighiales; Salicaceae
Product: anther-specific proline-rich protein APG-like
Exons: 2
Coding region: 22-549 (175 amino acids)
Source: RefSeq, a predicted model, not a curated record